AAAGUACGCAAUCCUGACAGCCCAAGAAGCAAAAGUGAUCUCAGAAAAAGAAACUUAUUCAGAAAAAGAAAUUUAUUCUUUUUUGAGGUCCUUUCGAUCUCACAAAUGAUCACAAAGUGAUGAACCAAUUAAUCACUUCGAACUGAACACUCUUUCCCUAGCAUCAAGAAUAAUGAACUGUCAUCACUCAAUGAUUACACUAUGCAAAACAAAAACAAAAAAACAAAAAGCUUUUUAAUUAAUCAAAGUUAAGUAAUAAUCAUCUAAUCAGUAGCUUUAAUGUAAAUAAAUAAUUAUUAUAUGUCAUUUUCAAUAGUCCUACAUAGACUUGCAAAAGAAAAGAAAAAAAACAAUGCUUUCUUGCUCUCUAAACAGCUCCAUCUCCUCUUCCUUAAAAUAGCCAAGCUGACCAGCACAACAACCACAGCAAACUGACUAUAUUACCCACCAAAAAUGGCAAGAACGUCACAAAGGGGUCAUAUUCAGAGAUGGGUUAGAAUGGUCAUUUGAAGAAAAUGUAAGGGACCCUAUAAAGGUGUCAACAAAUAGGACCAGAAAGUUGGUGUCUUGGCUUAGAAGCCAAGGGAAGUUGGAAACAAACGUGACUGCAAUAGAAAGUUACACAAAAGUUUCUUCUUGGGAAUUAUGUUUUUGUUGCACAGUUAUUUCUCUCACAUUUGCCAUUGUGUUUUUUCAGCUUUUCCAUCUUCUGUCUUUCUGUAUCUUGGUGCACCACAUUGUUCAGGACAACAGUGUGAAGGGAAAAGAUGGCGUCUCUCGUACCAGACGUACUGAUUAAGCUUCUACAAAGCAUGAACUCCAACGUAAAAGUUCGCGGAGAAUAUAGAUCCGUUCUUUUACAAGUAAUCAGCAUUGUCCCUGCCUUGAGUGGUUCAGAACUGUGGCCAAACCACGGCUUUUUUAUUAAAGUCUCCGAUUCUUCUCAUUCAACUUAUGUCACACUAUCAAAAGAAGACAAUGAGCUCAUUUUGAACAACAAAUUGCAACUUGGCCAGUUCUUCUAUGUUGACAAAAUGGAGGCUGGAACACCGGUCCCCGUUUUAAUUGGGGUAAGGCCAAUUCCGGGGCGACAUCCAUUUAUUGGCAACCCGAAGGAUUUGAUGCAAAUGUUGGAACAAUCUGAGAUUCCUGAUCAGGAAAAUAAUGCUGGUCUAAAGUUGAACGAACUGCCUGAACCAAAAAAGGAGAACCAGAAGAAGAAAUUUGUUAUCAAAGAGGAGAAGGCGGUAGUUGCAUCCAGGUACAUGCAAGGUAUAUCAAACCAGAAUACAAAGAUUAGUGGAAAUGAUCAAGGUAAUGGUGCAAAAGGCGUUGAAAAUGAGAGCAACGGAGCAGAUCACAGGGUUGUGCUUUUGAAAGGGAGACAACCUGAGGUUAAAAGUCAGACACGGCCUACAACUCCUUCCCGUGGUCGUUCUGAUGCAUUUUCUCCAAACUCAGAUGUCAAUGUGCUUAAUAGCAGAGAUCUUUUGACAACUCCAACGUCUUCAACUCUAAAACGCACUAGUAGCAAACAAGAAAACAUUAGAGAGAACAGUCCAUUUUCUGAAACACUCAUACCAUGGUCCUCCCUACCAGCCAGCCUCGCAAAGCCAGGGAAGGGGAUCCUUAGAAGGAAAAAGUUAGCUUCUUUAAUAGCAGCGGAAGCUCAAGAAGAAGCAUUGACAGCAACCAAUCUUCUUCAUUGCUUCAGCAUGUUUGCUGAACUAUGCUCAUCUGCAUCACCAGAGAGUCCCCAUCUCAAUUUGGCCAAAUUUUUCGCACUCAUCCAGCUCAUGGAUCAACCGAAUACUAAGACAAAUGUACAAAUACCGGAUAACUUUGCCUCAAAAUUAUCUUUACAAGACAAGGAGCAAGUGGGCAAGAAGACAUAUUCCUUGAACGGUAAAAAUACCCCCAAGUCCUUGAAGCCUUUAACUGAAGUUUCUGUGGCUGAAAAGAUAGAAUGGGCAAAAGGUGACGGUUCUAGAAGCACAAGGGAGUUAAGAGAGGUUCUGUUUAAUGAAAUACAAUCCUGGUUUCUGAAAUUCUUGGACGAAGCACUUGAUGUUGGAUUCCGGUUGGACGAGCAGGAUCAGAAAAAGAAAGCACGUGGUGUACAACAAACGGAUUCAAACAACCAAAUUGCUCUCGCGUUGUCACAGCUUAAGCAUGCGAAUGACUGGUUGGACAAGCUUAAGAGUAAGUCAACCUUGAAUAAAGAUGUGGCAGAGACAGUUGAUAGAUUAAAGCAAAAACUCUAUGCAUGUUUACUGCUUCAUGUGGAUUCAGCUGCUUCAGCUCUUGGAAAACCAAGUUCCUAAGAGUUUCUGUUCUACUUACUUCCUAAGAAUUUUAUGCUCUUGUAUGAAUCUAUUUAAAGGUCAUUUAAUAGUAACUAAUCAGCUCAUGUGAGAAAAAUGUAAACUUAAUUGUUUCAGUGUAUUUGAAAAGAAUGGUGAAAACAGUGAAUUAAGGAGUAACCUGCAUGGC
This is a messenger RNA of Lycium barbarum (goji berry), 2493 nucleotides long. RefSeq lists its product as uncharacterized. The transcript is spliced from 5 exons. The record is from RefSeq and is a predicted model, not a curated record. Lineage: Eukaryota; Viridiplantae; Streptophyta; Magnoliopsida; Solanales; Solanaceae. Bases 768 to 2324 code for a protein of 518 amino acids.